AUGGAUGACACAGAUGUCAUUGUCACUUUCCAGACCUUUGUCGGCGUCUUCAGUGACUUCCUGAUCGUCGCCAUCCAUACCAUCCUCUACGAACGCGACAUCUACCCACGCGACUCGUUCCUCUCGGCCAAAAAGUACAACUACAGCGUCCGCCAGUCUCGUCAUCCCAAAGUUUGCCAAUGGAUCACCGAUGCCGUCGCCGCCGUUCAGGCAGAGUUGCUCAAAGGCACUGUUGAUCGUGUAGCUCUCGUCAUCUACUCUGCCCAAGACACGCCCCUCGAACGCUUCGUCUUUGACCUCAGCCGCUUCCCCUUUGUCCCAAAAGAAUACCACUUCACUCCCAUGUCAAGGACCACCGAUGAUGGCGAAACUGUCGCUGUCCUGCCGAGGGUCGACUUGGAGGAACAGAUGCGUGCAACAAUGAGCAGACUAUCGUCCUGCGGCUCCGCACUGAAGCCUUUGCCCGAGAAUUGCACCUUCACCCUCGCCAUCGACCUGCGGGACAAUACAAGCCCCCCAAUUGGCCACCCUCAACCUUGGAUACCUGCCCAGCCUGAUCUGCGUAAUACCAAUCCAGAUGCUGCAAAUAAGAACAGUCGGACUACUCCAAUACGUGCCGUUUCUGCCGGGGACAUGGUCUUUGAGACAUGGAUUGAAGAAGCAAAAGCCAAACUUGACCCUGCUUGA
Messenger RNA from Aureobasidium namibiae CBS 147.97, 687 nucleotides. Its product is annotated as DNA-binding protein. Lineage: Eukaryota; Fungi; Ascomycota; Dothideomycetes; Dothideales; Saccotheciaceae. The coding region runs from base 1 to 687 and encodes 228 amino acids. The transcript has a single exon. Gene Ontology annotation, cellular component: zeta DNA polymerase complex. The record is from RefSeq and is a predicted model, not a curated record.